Messenger RNA from Anastrepha obliqua, 3183 nucleotides. RefSeq names its product N-acetylneuraminate 9-O-acetyltransferase. The transcript is spliced from 4 exons. The coding region runs from base 156 to 2645 and encodes 829 amino acids. NCBI's taxonomy places the organism in Eukaryota, Metazoa, Arthropoda, Insecta, Diptera, Tephritidae. The record is from RefSeq and is a predicted model, not a curated record.
CUCACAUUCAUUUUCAUUUCAUUACAUUGUUUUGUUAUUAUAGGAGUUUUCCGGGUGGAAAAGUAGAAAUUUUCGUUCUCUCGAAACGAAAAUGCAUAAACGUUUUCUUGCAUGUUAUAUUUAGGUGAAAAGUGAAUCAUUAAAGUGUUUUAGAGAUGAGCGAAGUUUUAGAAUUGAAUUCACUAAACUGUGAUUUGAUAUCAGCACCUCGGGUGUCCAAGGCCGAGCAUCUCAUUCAGCAACUGAAUGCGGCGAAUGCCAAAAAGGUGGCACUUUUACUGGUGCUUGGGUUUGUGGCGUAUCAUGGCAUAUUGAAUUGGCAAUAUGGCAGUGAUUCCUGUCAGUGGCUGUUAUCUAAGGGCCGUUUUAAAGGUGUAAAUGAAUGGCAACCGUACGGCUGUAUGAUGCAUAAAUAUACUGCAACAGAUACACGCCGUUGCCUGCGCUAUUUGGCUUUUUGGGGAAAUCGCAACUACUUCGUGUUUAUUGGCGAUGAAAGUGUGAGAGCGGCUUAUCAAAGUUUCAUAAAUCAUUUGCGCCCUAGCAGUGUUGAUAACAUUUCUUCAACGUUGUUGCCAAUAACACAAGAUGGUGAAUUCGAAGAACGCCAGCUGAAUAUGCGCGUCCGAUAUAUCUACGCCGAUCAAGUAGACGAGGCUCUACUAGAUACCUUAAGCAAAUUUGAGGAUGCGCAGGAGCUUCCAGUGGUAUUCAUUUUUGGAUUCACUUAUCGCAAUUUCCUUGCUAGGAAUGUGUCACAAGAACUUGUAAAACAGUAUGCAAAAAAUUUGACGCGUUUGGUUGUGCCAUUCGAUCAGUUGGUGGAGCACAAAGCAAAGGUAUUGUGGAAAUUGCAACAUCGGAUUAACGAGGAUAAAGUAACAAAGACAUCUUGGAAAGCCGUAUUAAAUGCGGAUAUUGAUCGUUUGAAUCAAGCUGCGCAGUCUGUAUUUCGUUACUCGGAUGCCAUCGUAUGGAAUGCAGCAUGGCAAAUAGCUAACGGUCUGGUUGAUAGUGCGGUUGACGGAUACAAAUUGAGUGGCUUGGGAUUGCGUCACGAGGUGCAAAUAUUGAUAAAUAUGUACUGCAACGACUAUAUGAAUUACAACGAUGGAACGUGCUGUGCUAGCGCAGAACCCUUUACAAAUCUGCAAAUUGUUUCAUACUCCGUAUUAGGCGUCUGCGUUACCUUGGCCAUCGUAAUGUUACUUCGCCGAUGGUUACUGCAUCUGCGUGGACAUACUUUCUAUACGCCGCUCUCUCAACCACCAACUUUAAAAGACCUACACACUGCCAAUACCGCAACGGCCGGUAAUUUGUCAAAUGGGACAUCCUCACUCGCUUUGCCCAUAAUGGAUUUUUUUAUACCACUUGCUAUGCUUGGCAUUAUUAUGGCUUACUUCUACCUGUGCGAUCGCACCAACUUUUUUAUGAAGGAAAACAAAUAUUAUUCUGAAUUUAGUUUCUGGAUACCUGUAGGCUAUGUUUUCGCACUAGGUAUAUUUUUUACCGAAGAAUCGCGCUUCACGAAAGUGCUGAACAGCGAUCAGACAGAUGAAUUGAAAGGCUGGAUUAUGCUUGUUGUGCUGAUCUACUAUAUGACUGGUGCGCAUCGUGUGCUUUCCAUACAUGUUCAUAUUAAAUUGCUCAUCAGUAGCUACCUGUUCAUAACUGGAUAUUCCCAUUUUAGUUACAUGUGGCAGACUGGUGGCAAUUCGGCUUUUGUGCGCUUCUUUCAAGUGUUGUUCCACUUGAAUUUCGUCACAGUGGUUUUAUGUUUUUGCAUGAAUCGUCCUUAUCAAUUUUACUAUUUUGUGCCGUUACUCUCAUUUUGGAUGUGCGUCAUAUACUUCGUGUUAUCACUGCCGCCGCGCAUAAGUGCUCAAUCUGUAGAAUUAAAUCCGUUGCAUUAUUUAUAUUUAGUUGCAAAAUUCGUAGGCUGUUUCAGUGUAAUCACGAUACUCUUUAUGUCGGAGGUUUUCUUUGAACGCAUUUUCUUGACACGUCCGUGGAAAGCGCUAUUCGUAAGUACUGAUGACGACAUACAUGAAUGGUGGUACCAAUGGAAAUUGGAUCGUUACACUGUCACAUUCGGUAUGAUUUUUGCCGCUUGCUUUCACAUCGCACAAAAGCAUAGUAUCUUUGAUGACAACAAUCAUGGUAAUCUGUUUGCGCGACGCACCUCCAUUACUGUUACAUUGCUUGCAUUGCUCAGUGUUUGUUUAUACACGUCAUUCUCUUUUCUCUGUCGAAACGAACAGGAAUGUGAGGAGAUACAUUCAUACAUCGUCUUCAUACCGAUUGUGGGUUACAUUGUGCUGCGCAACAUAUCUGGGAUACUGCGCACUCGCUACUCCACUUUCUUUGCAUGGUUUGGUCGCAUAUCAUUAGAGUUGUUCAUUUGCCAGUACCAUAUUUGGUUGGCGGCUGAUCGUCAUGGUGUGCUGGUGCUCUUACCCGGCUUUCCGACGCUCAACAUGAUUAUCACUUCCUUCAUAUUCGUAUGCGCAUCGCACGAAGUGCAUCGCAUAACACAAACGCUGUUGCCAUAUGCAGUGCCCAAUGACUGGAAGUUGGUCAUGCGCAAUUUCGUGAUAUUUUUGAUUAUUUUGAUUCCGGUGGGACAUAUGGAUGGCAUGUUUUGAACAUCUCCCACAAAGUUGUACUAAACGAACUUGAAAUAUAAGGGAACAAAUAAAAAUAAUUAGAAGUAAUAUUAAUUUUAAAUAUAACUAUCAAUACUAAGCUACUAAGAACAAUUGAACCUGGUGGCGCAUACAGAAAGUAUGACCUACGAUUCUUUGAGUAAAGUUUCUAGUAUUGAACCAAUUUAAGGAUUUAAGCACAAAACGCGUACAAUUGUUAAUGUUUAUAUACGAAGUAAAUAUGACACACACAUGUACACAUACUAAUAAAUACGCACGCGCCAAGCUUAAUGCUCUGUACGAAACUUGUUUCUUAUGCUAAUUUAUCUUUGUAAGUUUAGUUUAAGUCAAACUUAAUUUUUUUUGUUAGAAAGUAAAGUAAUUGAAAAGAAAACGAAAUAUGACUCCAUAAAUAAAACGAUAUUAUAAAUGUUCAUUAUGUAAAUGAGUACUUACAGGAAUAGGCAAUGGAAUAGCUGACAUACAUUUUUGAUUAUGAACAAUAAAUAAUUAUACUGAACAGAAUUGAUUGAUUUUA